AUUCCAGAAGGUGGCGGUAAUGCACCUAAGGUUGUUUGCUACCGCUACAAAACAAGAAGAAGACAUUACCCACUCUACAACUAGCACUUGAAAAUAAUUGCCGUGUCAAAAUUCAUAGGCUGAAUGUUGUUGUAACGUCGGUGUGUGUUGUGAGCUCGCAACAUAAACAACGUGGCUUCAUUUGUGUUUAUUUGGAGUCACGUCACCUCUGCCGCCCUCCACUCUCUGUGGCAUGUGUACACAGUGACCAGCAACAUCCCGCGUCUUCCAUCCAUGAUGGCGGUGGUGAUGGUGGACGGUGUCAUCACGGAACAUUACGACAGCCGCACCAAGGUGACCGUGGCCAAACAGGCCUGGAUGGACGCCGUCACUCACAAAGAACCUGACUACUGGAAAAAGCAGACAGAAUUCUGGCAAAGACAGGAACACUUUGGAAACAUUAACAUGGCAAUACUUAAGGAUAGAUUCAACCAAUCACACGGCAUCCACGUGUUCCAGGUGCUGCACGGCUGCGAGUAUGACGACGACAGCGUCUCAAAGUCAGGCUUCAACCAUCACAGUUAUGAUGGCGACGACACGCUGUUUCUAGACAUGGAGAACCGGCGGUGGAUCUGGCUCCAGUCUCAGCUGGAGGCCACUGUCCGCAAGUGGAACCUCAAUGAAGGCUGGCUGGAGUUCAUGGACCAUCGCUUGCUUGAGGAAUGUCCUCAGCGCCUUUGCAAGAUGCUGAAAUAUAGGAAGAGCGUCCUGCAGAGAAUACAGAGGCCCCUGGUGGCUCUGCUGCAGACGCAGCCAUCGGCGCCGGUUACAUGUCACGCCACGGGAUUCUACCCCAACAUAGUGGACAUGUUCUGGAUGCGCGACGGUGAACAGCUUCACGACCAUGUGAAGCACGACCAGCUGCUCCCCAACCACGACGGAACUUUCCAGCUCAGCGUUUUCCUGAAUGUGAGUGCUGUGCCACCUGAAGACUGGCACCGCUAUGCGUGCAUCUUCAGGCUCGAAGGACUUCCCGAUAAGAUCAUCACCACGCUGGACGCCGCCAAAAUCGAAACAAACUACGUGAAGCCUGUGGAUCACACUAUCAUCAUUGUGGCCACAGUCGUGUUCGUCGCCACCAUGGUGCUAUCGGUGGGCGUUGGCAUUUUUGUUUACAGAAGACAACAGGCCCAAUUGUUGUAACGGAAUGUCACCGCGGCAACAAGCGAAUGGUGAGUAAGAUCGGUCAUCAAUAUUCAGUAUUCAACACAUCUAUUUCAGUUGUGGUGCAAGUUUUACAAAACAAUUUGUUUCAAUGAAUGAAUCUUUAUUUUUAACAUGAUUUAAAGAAUAAAAACAAUAAAAAACAAACAACA
Syngnathus acus (greater pipefish) is the source of this 1355-nucleotide messenger RNA. Its product is annotated as major histocompatibility complex class I-related gene protein-like. The record is from RefSeq and is a predicted model, not a curated record. Lineage: Eukaryota; Metazoa; Chordata; Actinopteri; Syngnathiformes; Syngnathidae. The transcript is spliced from 5 exons. Bases 274 to 1182 code for a protein of 302 amino acids. Gene Ontology annotation, cellular component: external side of plasma membrane. Gene Ontology annotation, biological process: immune response.